AUGUCCUCUAUUCUCGAGCACGUCUGUACAUUUUUCAUCGUGAAUGCCACCACUAACCGGAGCUACUUGAAGAUUAUAUUGGAUGCCAGGGGUAUAGGCAGAGAAUCAAUAUCAGCUCAAGCCCAGUCAACGAGUGAACUUGUAAUUUCGGCUAGCAGUGAAACAAAUGACGGUGAGUUAAUAGUCAGGCGAUACGUACGGCAACAGCUUUCCGUUCCACCUGGUACCGAACUGAAGCAUACAACGUUUGUGCUUCGACGAAGUGGAUUUCUUGUGAUCGAUAUACCCCUUGUUCUGAAAAUUUGCAGCGCAGUCGAUCAGCACAGUCAGAAAACCGAACAUGCUGCAUCACCACCUGCAAAUGCUGAAACUGUGAGCAUUUCUCCCCCUGGCCCGAAGGAGGCUGUUUUCCAUCAACUUGAUAAGCAUCAAACAAAAAGAGAGGGUAACGAACUAAUCCUCAAGAUACCAUUGGACCGGAUCUACUCCAGGGACAAGAUAACCGUAAAAAUAAUGGAUCGAUCGGUUUGUGUAACUGCAUCUGCUUUGGAAGCUCCAAACAAUACGAGGCCAUACAUGAUUCAACGAACUUUCUACAAGGAAUACGAGGCCUCUGACUGCAUUCCAGAUCCUAAAACAAUCAGGUUUGAUCUAUAUGAUAACUGGUUGUUUGUGCGGAAGCGUGUCAAAGAUGAAAUAAAAUUCUUCUUUGGCGUAACUUCACUGUUCACGUCGGCUGAUAUAAAUGCUGCAAGGACGAUGGUCGCUGAUCUUCUGGACUGCCGAGGAACCAAUAAUGGAACUCUUGGGAGAGAAAUAAUAUGCCUUUUAGCCCAUCCAGAAAUUGUCCCGCAUUGUCGACUGAUGCAUUCAAACUGGAGACCGACAGGCUUCUAA
This is a messenger RNA of Opisthorchis viverrini, 897 nucleotides long. RefSeq lists its product as hypothetical. Bases 1 to 897 code for a protein of 298 amino acids. The transcript has 2 exons. Lineage: Eukaryota; Metazoa; Platyhelminthes; Trematoda; Opisthorchiida; Opisthorchiidae. The record is from RefSeq and is a predicted model, not a curated record.